Ostertagia ostertagi is the source of this 483-nucleotide messenger RNA. NCBI's taxonomy places the organism in Eukaryota, Metazoa, Nematoda, Chromadorea, Rhabditida, Trichostrongylidae. The record is from the annotation of a GenBank genome assembly.
AUGAACACAAUCAUCUACCUCAUCGCGUUCGCCGGAGUUGCCCUCAGCGCACCUGGCAUUAUGGAUAGUCUCCGCGGUCGUGGUGACCAUGGAGGCCUCAAAGACUCACUUCUGCCACCGUUCCUUCGCAAUGUUUCCAGAGAGGCCCGAAAGGAGUACUUCAAAAUCAUAAUGAGCAAGAACGAGACAAUCGCCGAGCAGAAAAAGGAAGAGCUUGAAUGGGCUAAGAAGUACGACGUUGAGAAGGAGCUCAACAAAAACGUAAGCGAGCUUAUCGAAGCUUUGCCAUCGGCUUUGGACGAGUUUUCGAAAGUCAUGGAGAAUGACGAUCAGACCCAUGCCGAACGCAGGAGAGCCAUAAAGGACCUUGUCGCUGAGAAGCCGAAGGAGUACAGCGUCUUAUUCUUUGCCCUCCGCAAAGAAAUAUUCAGCAGACACUCACGUGAUCUCAAGGACAUGAUGGAAUUGCGUAUGAAGGAAUGA